Etheostoma spectabile (orangethroat darter) is the source of this 6006-nucleotide messenger RNA. Its product is annotated as arf-GAP with coiled-coil, ANK repeat and PH domain-containing protein 2. The record is from RefSeq and is a predicted model, not a curated record. Gene Ontology annotation, cellular component: cytoplasm. NCBI's taxonomy places the organism in Eukaryota, Metazoa, Chordata, Actinopteri, Perciformes, Percidae. Gene Ontology annotation, molecular function: protein binding; GTPase activator activity. The coding region runs from base 372 to 2876 and encodes 834 amino acids. The transcript has 25 exons.
AAGAUCUUUGUGUGAGGCAGUAGUAUCGUUGAAGGAGAGCUCCGUCCUCUCCCACUGGCUGCUAUGACCUAGCUACCGGACGAUACUUUCUGCUUUUAGGACUGUCCACUGCGUUUGAAAUAGUUUUGUUGUAGCGUUUUGGCAAUCAUACAUUCAUACAUUUGUUUAUGGUUGCAUUACCGUGACUUUUUAAUCGUAGCUGCUGGCCUCUGAGGCUAGCUGGCUAGCAGAGCAGUGACAGAGAGGAGCCAGCUGGUCGGACAGAGGUACAGUAACGUUAGCAAACAAGCUAAAUAAAAUAGCCGGAAAGACUGGAUUACUGUCUUUAAUCAAAGAGAGCGCAAGUCUGCGGUUUUACUCACUGCGGCAAAAUGAAGAUAACUGUGGACUUCGAGGAAUGUUUGAAGGACUCCCCACGGUUCAGAGCCACCAUAGAGGAAGUGGAGGGGGAUGUGUGCGAGUUGGAAUCCAAGCUUGACAAAUUGGUGAAGUUGUGUAUUGGGAUGAUUGAUGCUGGAAAAGCCUACAAUGCAGCCAACAAGCAGUUUGUUAGCGGGAUCCGGGAGCUAGCCCAGCAGUCCACCAAAGAUGAGGUCAUUGAGUCCAGUCUCACAAAGUUUGCUGAGAGCCUGCAGGAGAUGAUCAACUAUCACACGAUAUUAUUUGAUCAGGCCCAGAGAUCAAUCAAGAUCCAGCUUCAAACAUUUGUCAAAGACGACAUACGUAAGUUCAAAGAAGCCAAAAAGCAAUUUGACAAAGUGAGCGAGGAAAAGGAGGCGGCGCUGAUCAAGAAUGCCCAAGCUCCCCGCAACAAGCAGCAUGAGGUGGAGGAGGCCACCAACAUCCUCACUGCCACGCGCAAGUGCUUCCGACACAUCGUCCUUGACUACGUCUUACAGAUUAAUGUGCUACAAUCAAAGAGAAGAUCGGAAAUCCUAAAAUCAAUGUUGUCCUUCAUGUACGCCCACCUGACAUUCUUCCACCAAGGAUAUGACCUCUUCAGUGAACUACAACCUCUAAUGAAACUGCUUGGAGGACAGUUGGACCAGCUGGUGGUGGAUGCUGCCAAAGAGAAGAGGGACAUGGAGCAGAAACACUCCACCAUCCAGCAAAAGGCUGCUCUGCAGGACUUCUCGAAUGACGACACCAAGCUGGAGUACAAUGUGGAUGCAGACAACGGCAUCGCAAUGGAGGGUUAUCUGUUUAAGAGGGCCAGCAAUGCCUUCAAGACGUGGAAUAGGCGUUGGUUCUCCAUCCAGAACAAUCAGCUAGUUUACCAGAAGAAAUUUAAGGACAACCCAACAGUGGUGGUGGAAGAUCUUAGACUAUGCACCGUCAAACACUGUGAGGACGUUGAGCGUCGCUUCUGUUUUGAAGUGGUGUCACCCACCAAGAGCUGUAUGAUGCAAGCAGACUCAGAAAAGCUGCGACAGGCCUGGAUCAAAGCCGUCCAGAACAGCAUCGCCACCGCCUUUCGCGACAAGGGAGAUGAAGGCGAGAAGCUGGAUAGGAAGUCGUCCACGUCAACAGGGAGCCUGGACUCUGGUGGGGAGCCAAAGGAGAAAUCACUGAAAGGAGAGAGUGCCCUGCAAAAGGUCCUGGCAAUCCCAGGCAACACCUGCUGCUGUGACUGUGGGCAGCCAGACCCCCGUUGGGCCAGCAUCAAUCUGGGCAUUACACUCUGUAUACAGUGCUCUGGUAUCCACAGGAGUCUGGGAGUGCAUUUCUCUAAGGUUCGGUCUUUGACUUUGGAUACAUGGGAGCCAGAACUUCUAAAGUUGAUGUGUGAACUGGGAAACGGAGUGAUCAACCAGAUCUAUGAGGCUCGGCGAGAGGAGCUAGGAGCCAGAAAACCACAGCCAGGAGAUCCAAGACAUGAGGUAGAGGCCUAUAUCAAAGCCAAAUAUGUGGACCGUCGGUUUGUACGCCUGCCAUCAGAUGAGGAGCUUCGCAACAAAGUGGUUUCUUUGAGCAUACAGGAGAAAAGGCUAAGCAGUGGCUCUGAGCAUCUGCCCCCAAGACCGCCACCUCCCACCCCAAAACUCCGACCUGGUCAGUCAGCUGUUGCCAGUGGCAUGGAGGCUCGCCGUGACUCUCUCUUCUGUCCUGACGAGCUUGACUCUCUCUUCUCCUACUUUGACAACUCUGCCAAGCUCAGGAGCAUAAAAAGUGCAGACAGCGGCAUCCAGAACAGCGCUGAUGGGAGUAGGGAGAUGCUAGCCAACGCUCCCUCCAAUAACAGCCUGACAGAUGCAGACGCUGCUGAGUCUCCGCCAAUGGCCAUGCCUGCCACACUGCCUCCUCCGUCACCUUGUAAAGAGGUGGUUUUCUAUGAGCCUAAGGAGUACAGCUCGGGUCUGCAGCUCUACUGGGCGGCAUGUGCCCGCAGCCUGCCGGACAUGUCAGAGGCACUGGCCCACGGAGCCGAGGUCAACUGGGUCAACACAGAGAACGACAAGAGGACGCCGCUAAUCAUGGCGGUGCAGGGGGGUUCGCUGGUCACCUGUGAGUUUCUGCUCCAAAAUGCAGCUAAUGUGAACCAGCAGGACGCUCAGGGCAGAGGACCUCUGCACCAUGCCACCAUGCUGGGACACACAGGGCAAGUGUGUUUGUUCUUAAAAAGAGGAGCAAAUCAAAAUGCUGCAGACAUUGAUGAGAAAACACCCCUGACAAUAGCCGUGGAUGCAGCCAACGCAGACAUUGUAACACUGUUGCGAUUGGCCAAGAUGAACGAGGAGAUGCGAGAGGCAGAGGGGCCCUACAACCAUUCAGGAGAUGAAACCUAUCAGGACAUUUUCCAGGAUUUCACCCACAUGGCCUCCAACGACCCGGACAAGCUGAAUCGCUACCAGCAGUACGAUCCGCAACGACCCUGACGCAACAGAAACACCAUCCACUAGCACUCAAAGACGCUGUCUGCUCAACCCAGGACAGACAAAAAGAUGUCCAUGGAAAGACGUCGUCCACUUUCCCUCCAAGAUCAUUCAACAUUAAAGCCGGUCAGUGCUGCUGCCACAGCUGGACUCAUGUUAUUAUAUCUAAUGUGGCCGAAGCUCCAUUUCAUCACAUUGUAUUUUUGCAGCUGUGUUUACAGCCUUUGUUGACGGCACUGCAUUUAAGUGAAGGGGAACUGCUGUGAACAGCAAACCUCACCUUUUUUCUAUUUUAAACUGUGCUUCCAGUAGGACCACACUAAGUGAAUGGUACAGUGUUGAAGCCUUUGAAAGGAUUUGCAAACUCAUGAAAAAUAUAAAUGAUAAUUGAACUCAGUCUGAAUGUAGAACUCUUAUGUCAAACUCCCCGACAAAAGAUUUCUGUUGCAUCAGAGUUGUAAAGAGGCAAGUGCAUGGAUAGACUGUUAAAUACUUCAUUUAAAAUGUUAAGUAUUUCCUCUUUUCAAUAGGAUUCUCUCAAUGAUCAUAGGCAUCUUUUUUUAUAUCAAAAUUUUGCUUUAGUAAACUCUCAGCAGCGUAUACACGACAUUAUGCUUUUACUUAUUUGCACAAAUCCCUUUGUCUCAAAUCGCCACCUAUGUUUACCAGUUUUGAUGGUAAAACUUUGAUUUGUUAAAUGUACAGUGAAGCAAACAUGUUAUUGCUGGUCUGCAAUGUUUAAUAGAUAGUUUAUUUUUUAUUUUAAAUGGUUAUUUUUUAAACACUUUCCUCUGAACACAUCAGUACCUGCAGUACAUGACAGUGAGCGAUCAGCCCUUCAGCGUAGAGUUAAAGGUUCUAUAUAGGACAUUCAGAACCAUUUGAUUUUGCAUUAGAGCACCAGCAUCUCAGACAAAAAUAAAUGGGCGCGGCAGCCACACCUCCCCCCCCCCUCCCUUUGUAUUCUCAGCAAGACAGAGAAAGGGGCCCCUGAACACAUGACCAGAGUAACGGAAUAAAGUUAAUCUUUUGUGAACAAUGUCAAGUGCCGAGGUCAGUACACUAGGUCACCUUCAGCUGAACGUUGAACUGCACUCUGCCAGCUCCGUGUUACAAUGCUGUGUGGGAGGUCACUCUCUUAAUCUCUUUAGAAUUGCAAGGAAGGCAUUCAAAGGGAGCGACUCGCAUGCACUAGCGUGCACACACGGUCAGCCCGGCUACCAAAACAGAGAAGCUCGGAUCACAACUCGCAGAAAAGUGUGUGACUUAAACCGUUUUCACUUGCAUUUUUUGAAACAUGUUUGGUUCACAUGUGUUUUGAAAAUGAACUGCUGCCUCCUCGGUCAGCUCUGGCCACUGAAAAGAAAUAAGCAGAGAAAUCAGGCCAAUAAAAAAAGCUGGUCACUCUGAUGUCAUGUUGCCGGAGCUCUUUACUAUUCAUGAGCUGGGUAAAGGAUGCUGAUAGCCAGGCUCUCAUUGGCUAACUGUUAGCCAAUCAGCUUAGCUAAUUGAAUAUUAAUGAGAACUGGCACAAAUUGAGCUGAGUCUUCCUGCAAACUUUCUAUACCACGCAAGAAUGGCUUGAACCAAGGUAAACAAGGAAUUUUAUCCACCAAAAAAUGUUCGAGUCCAUGGUAGAACUUCAGACAUUACCACAAAGUAAUGGAAUGCACGUGGCAAGGCACCUUCAAUUAUCCACUCAGGGCGCCAUUUCUCCGCUAUAUCUUUAUAGCAAAUAGUUGUUUGCUGCAAUAUUAUUGUUCAAAAUCUCUUAUAUAGAACCUUUAAAGAGCUCUACAAUAAUAUCAAACCUGUAUGGUAUACAAAGCCAAAUACCAGUAACACUGUAUUUUACAGGUUUGUAAUUUUAAAACAAUUUCAUAGUACGUUUUCAUAUGUCCUGAAAAUAAUUGUAAUUUGAUGUCAAUUAUAGUAAAUAUAAGAUUCCUCCUGAAAGAAGCUCCAUUAAACCCAAGUAAAUGUUCAUUUAUUAUUGGAAACUUAAAGUUAAAACUAAGCUACUACUUUAGAUUUCAGACCUGGUUGAUCUGGCAACACCCAUGGUUACCGUGGAAACCACAAGUGCGGCUACACUGCUUUCUCUGUUUUAGAGCGCAGCCAAACUAACUCGCGUUGUUUUAAUAACAGAGUUAGUCAAUGAUCCAUCAUGCUUAAAUUUAUAAACACUUUCUCUGGAUUUUGUUAACUGGCCAAUUUGAAUCCAGUGUGUUGAUGGUGGACCCUGCUACUAAUAAAGAGGGAUAAUUACUGAAUGUAACUACAUUAAAUGGCUAUUGCUGAAAUAAUGCUGAGCAUAAAUAAUAAGUAAAAUAAUUGAUUUUUUGAAAAGCUUAAGGAUUAUAUCUUAAAUAUUCCCUAUAUGGUGAACUACAUGCCUGUUGACAAAUUUCACACUUUAGCACGUACAGCUGACCUGCUGUGCACUUAUUAAAAUACUCUUAUGCAGUCAGAUUAUUGACAUUAGUUAAUUGGAUGUGUCAUUAAACCCUGUCUAUGUUUCCCUAUAUUAGCAGCAAAUUACAUCAACAUUUCAAGUAAACCUUUUCAGGAAAUAAAAGAAGUACAGACCUGUAAAGUAAAACUUUACAGAUACACGUACAGUCUGCAAACUGAUAUGUCAGGAAAUAUUACACUCUGUGGAAAUUCUGUAAAGGUGUAUGACUUGCUUUGCAGAUCCACUGGCAGUUCAUCUGAUGCAUUGUUAAAGAAACAUUUUCACUUAAAGAGUGUUUGAUAUAGUUCAGACGACUGCACUGAAAUUCCAGAAAUAAAUUCUGCAACUUUCCGGAUAGAUGUUCUAUGUUCUGUACUGUAGGAUCUGAUUUUUUUUUAAACGGUAAAAUCUUCUCUUUGACAUUAUAUAAUAAGAUAUUAUAAGAACUGCAGAGGAAACCUUUGGCCAAUGCAACAUGGGAUACAUUUCUUGUACAUUUUGUACAGUUAGUGGUACUUGAAUCGUUAAAUAAACUUUUGUAUAUGCUGUUCUUUGCAUCCUUCAGUAAUCUUAGCCCAUUUUAUAUUGCCUGUCUGUAAACCAUUAUACAUGUACUGUAUAUUCUAAUUGUAAUAUGUAAGAACUUCAAUACAUAUGGACUGAGGAUUCAUCACCAAA